GACUACGCAGCCGCGAUUGAAGAGAUGGGAUGAAGGGCCCCACCAAUCCGGGGAGUUGUUUCACAAUUCCGGAGAGGACCAACACCACUCCGGGGAGUUGCUCCAUCACUCCGGGGAGGAGCAACACCACUCCGGGGAGGAGCAACAUCACUCCGGAGAGCAACACCACUCCGGGGAACUUCUGCACCAAUUUGGGGACGACCAGCAGUCAAGGGAACUGUUCCAUCACUCCGGGGAGGAGCACCAUCAUGUGGAAGAACACCACCACCACGUAGAAGAACACCACCACCACGAACCUAAGGGGUACUGGAAGAAGAAACUCAUCUGGAAACCCGAUUGGCAGAAGAUAUGGAAACCCGCAUCCAAGCAGAUAUGGAAACCAGCGUGGAAAAAGAUAUACAAGCCGGAAUGGAAACCAAUUCAAGUACCUGCGUGGAAAGACAUAAAAGUUCCGGACUGGAAGAAAAUCUGGAAACCAGUGUGGAAACCGAUUCAGGUGCCUGCUUGGAAAGAAAUUCAAGUUCCUGACUGGAAAAAGAUUUGGAAGCCGGUGUGGGUCCCUACCAAAAUCCCUGGAUGGAAAGAAAUACAAGUGCCAGAUUGGAAGAAAGUGUGGAAGCCCGUGUGGAAACCGAUACAAAUUCCUGCUUGGAAAGAUAUUCAAGUUCCCGCGUGGAAGAAAAUAUGGGUGCCGGAAUUAGUCAAACAAUGGGUACCUGGGGAGAAACAUCACGGCAAAGAUCAUGACGGCUGGGAAUACACAUCCCAUGGGCUCUGGAGAAAGAAAGUGGUUUGGAAACCUGUGUGGAAAAAAAUCUGGAAAACUGCCAAGAAACAAAUCUGGAUUCCAGAUAAGAAACUCGUAUGGAAGGAAGAAUGGAAACAGAUCUGGAGAACGGAGAAAAAGCAAAUUUGGAUUCCAGACAAAAAGCUUGUUUGGAAAGAAGCGUGGAAACAGGUUUGGAGAACCGAAAAGAAGCAAAUUUGGAUUCCAGACAAAAAGCUCGUUUGGAAAGAAGCUUGGAAACAGGUGUGGAGAACCGAGAAGAAACAAAUAUGGAUACCUGAUAAGAAACUUGUGUGGAAAGAGGCUUGGAAGAAGAUCUGGGUUCCAGACUGGAAGAAAAUUUGGGUUCCUGCGUGGAAGAAGAUUUGGAAGCCAGUAUGGAUCCACGAGUGGGUUCUGAUUCCAGAACAUCAUCCUCCUCCAGACCAUCACGGCUGGGACCGCAAGGAUGACCAAGUUCCGCAAGCAUCUUCUCCUCAACAGCAGAA
Messenger RNA from Cryptotermes secundus, 1275 nucleotides. RefSeq lists its product as uncharacterized. The annotation marks the transcript as partial. Lineage: Eukaryota; Metazoa; Arthropoda; Insecta; Blattodea; Kalotermitidae. The record is from RefSeq and is a predicted model, not a curated record. The transcript has a single exon.